CAGAUUGGAUAGUGUUGUCUUCGGUGGAUUUAGUUGUAUCAAUAGAUUAAAGGAGAGGGGAGCUUAAAGCCUGGCCGGGCACACUGACACUGACCAAGCAGUAUGAAGACUGACAACUUCCCGCAGCACAGAGGUGAAUGAGGGUCAACACCCUAAACCACUGACACCACGUCUGACUGGGGGGCAGAGGAAUAGCAUCACAGGGCACACAACCAGAACACACAAGAACUCCAUGAGUGUUUGCAGACGAAAAGGACUUUAAAGAAGUCUCCCUCUCUCCCGCCGUAAUGUCCUUCCUGUCCAGGGUGCGGUCCCCCAAGCUCACCUUCUUCCAGACCGUGGUGUCCCUGGGCCUGGGGGCCACGGCCCUCUUGUCCUCCAACUGGUGUGAGGGCAGUCAGAAGGUUCCCAAGCCCCUCUGCACGGCCACCAAAGUCACCAAAUGCAUUCCGGUGCCUGGGGUCUCUCAUAACUCCACGUCCAUCCAUUUUUCCUGGGAGACGGGGGACGACCGCUUUGUCUUCCCAGCCUUCCACGCGGGCAUGUGGAUGAGCUGCGAGGAGAAUAUCCACAUUGACGCCUGGGAGGAAAAGUGCAGAAGUUUUUUUUCUUUGACUCCAGGUGGUGAAAAGGGAAUGCUGUUGCUGUCAGUGUCCAUGGAGCUCAUGUAUGUUGGGCUGCUUUGUAUCAGCUGUGCGCUACAGUUUAUGCAGUUGUGUCUGGAUGCGUUUUGGCCAACGCAGGUCUGGGGUCAGCUCCUCAAUGCCUACUCAGCUGUCUUCACUAUAUUAGGAGGGUCUCUGGGAAUGGUGGCACACAUGAUGUUCAUGCAGGUCUUUCAGACUAUUGCUUCUAUGGGUCCUGAGGACUUCAAACCGCAUCGCUACGGAUAUUCCUGGGCUUUUUAUGUCGCUUGGGUGGCUUUUACCUUCUGCAUGUCGUCAGGUGUCUCCACCCUUAACAACUACACCAAGAAUUUUGUGAUCGAGAGAAGGCGAAAAGCCCGCAUGUACCCCAUUCAGUUUUCUGACAUGGAACCCCCGCUUCCCCUGGCUCCUCCCCAACUCUCCCACCCGGCUCCCCACUACUGUCCCCCACCUCCCCCCAUGUCCCAGCCACCCCCUCCUCCCCCCCAACUCUCCCCCCUUUCGCCCUACUAUGACCCCCCCUCGCCGUCAACCCCCCGCCGACUCACCCACUCCUACUCCCUCCCCCGCUGCUACACCCCUCCCCACCCAGAGUACCCCCCGACUCCACCGACUCACCCUGCUCCAGUGUCCCCCUAUCACCGCCACUCCCUGCCUUCUCCCCCCAUUUCUCUGCCUGCCUCCCCCCACAGUUACGCCCCCGGGUACUACUCCGAGGAUGGGGGCGGAGAGAUGGGGGGAGAUGGGAGGGACUUCUCGGAUGAGGAGUACAGCCCACUCUGA
This is a messenger RNA of Esox lucius (northern pike), 1430 nucleotides long. Its product is annotated as germ cell-specific gene 1-like protein. The record is from RefSeq and is a predicted model, not a curated record. NCBI's taxonomy places the organism in Eukaryota, Metazoa, Chordata, Actinopteri, Esociformes, Esocidae. The transcript has 6 exons. Gene Ontology annotation, cellular component: plasma membrane. Bases 288 to 1430 code for a protein of 380 amino acids.